UAUAAGUCAUGUUUGUUCUUAAAUAAAAUAACUUCAUGAAAAUUGGAACCCUUAAGAUCCGACCGUCUGUAGGCCUUCCCGGGGAGCCACAGAGGAUGCCGGUGGUCAAAGUGGAGAAAGACUCGCCGGCGGACGCGUCAUCACCGGCUCCCGACCCAUCCGAGGAGCAGCCCAGAGGUCGGCGACGGAAAAGACCCCUGCAGCGAGGCAAGCCGCCCUACAGCUACAUCGCCCUCAUCUCCAUGGCCAUCACCAACACCCCGGACCGCAAGCUGACCCUGGGGGGCAUCUAUAAGUUCAUCACGGAGCGUUUCCCCUUCUACCGAGACAACUCCAAGAAGUGGCAGAACUCCAUCCGCCACAACUUGACACUCAACGACUGCUUCAUCAAGAUCCCCCGGGAGCCGGGGCGCCCGGGAAAGGGCAACUACUGGGCCUUGGACCCCAACGCCGAGGACAUGUUUGAGAGCGGCAGUUUUCUGCGACGCAGGAAGCGCUUCAAGCGAUGCGACCUCAGCACCUACGCCUCGUACGUGCACGACAACCCGGUUUUCACACCGGUCCAGAUCGCGAGGUCAGCACCGUACUCCAAUGCGGUCUACUCCAACAUGACCGUCAGUCCGUCCUACGGCCAACAGCUGCCUUCGGCCUACUACCCGUCCCCGUCGUCCCCCACUUUCGGCCCGGCCCAGACUCACAUGUUCAGCAUCAACAACCUGAUCAGACCGCCGGUCGGCGUGCUCGCAGCUCAGGGGCCAGACGGCACGCAGCACUCCGCUCGCAGCUUCACCCCCGAGGGGGUCCACAACGGGCCCGGCCCCUGCAGUUUGGCACCGCCGGUUUUCCAGAGCCAGGGGUGCGGAGGGGCAGCCUCCGCGCACCCGGGGUUCACCUACUCCGGACAGAGCGGCCACCCUCACCACCACCACACCGCCCCGCACGGCCCCUACGGACAAGGCCAAGGCUACGCCGCAUCCGGCCGCCUGGCCCCCUCGGGCGAGCCGGCGGACCACUACGGCAGGGUCUCGCCGGUGCAGCUGGGGUCUUUCUCCCAUUACAACAGCGCCAAUGGAGGGGGUUACCUGCGACACCCGCCCUACACCGGGAACAUGGACAGAUUUGUGUCUGCCAUCUGACAGCGUCAAACACUUUUAUCACUAAUCCGCCUUCGUCUUUAUACUUAUUCGACUCGGACGUCGUCAGUCAGGCGUGCCCCCGCUUUUAAUUCCGAGAGCCGUGUACAGAACAAUCUAAAUCGUCAUUUUUCAUUUCUGUCCCAUGCUAAAAAAGGGUGGGUAAAGAUAUCCUAACGAAUGAUAUUAUGUAAUGUAUAAAUAUUUAUUUUUAAAAAGAGAUAGAUGAUAAAGCAAAAAAAAAAAAAUCAAAGAUUUCUCAGGCUUUUGGGGGUGGCUCUGUGUCUAUUUAGAAAAGUACUGAGCAGCAACAAAAUCAAAUCUCGUCAUUUACAACAAAAAUAACCGCAAUUCACACGAAAUUCAGAAUUUUGUUCCUAUUUAACUUAAUACUUUCCUUUUUUUUCUGUUGCAAAACUAGAAAAGCAAUAUAUAAAACUUCUCCUGCCUUGCCAGCCAACAAUGAAAUUAAGUACAAUUCAGACAAACAACACCGACCAUAUUAUCCAUCCAUCCAUUUUCUUUGCCGCUUAUCCUCACGAGGGUCGCAGGGAGUGCUGGAGCCUAUCCCAGCUGUCAACGGGCAGGAGCUGGGGUACACUCUGAACUGGUUGCCAGCCAAUCGCAGGGGACAAAGAGACAGUCGCACAAACAAUCACACCUAUGCGCAAUUUAGGGUCUCCAAUGAAUGUUUGGGGGAUGUGGGAGGAAACCCGCGCAGGCACGGGGGAGAACAUGCAAACUCCACACAGGCGGGUCCGGGAUUGAACCCGGGAGCUCAGAACUGUGAGGCCAAGUCUUUACUAGCCGAGCCACCGUGCCACCUCGACCAUAUCAAUUGAUAAUUAUUGUAUACACCUUGGGACAUGAAAAUUUGCCUGAAAUGGCCCGCGGGCUAUAGGUUGGACACCCCUGUCAUGAGUUACAAUUGUAGCAAAUGUUUCCUGGUAGGAUCACCUUCCAACCGCAGUUUUCGCUCUGCUCCUCCAAGACGUAAUCACAAAUGUGCAAUAAUAUAGGAUUCAGUUUUUUGGUGCUGGCCAAUCACCACACAUAUAGGUUAUAUGAAACAUUAACUGGAACUUUCUUUAACACCCACACGUUGAUGACAUCAUACCCAGUGCACCCAAAUAUUCUGUAAAAUACUUCUCAUGCAUUCCUGAGGACAAAAAGAAAAGAAAAAAUGACACAGAGUCUUAACCUGACGAGCUAUUUUUCAUGUGGGCCGUUGGUGAGUGCUACAAAAAAAAAAAAAAAUUAACACCACCACCGUUUGAGCAUACAAAUUUUGGUUCCGUUUUAAUUCCAGUAACAUUUUGUCGGAAGUUCUUGGGUUUUAUGAUUAAAGGCUUUGCAAUAAGCGGCUUGUAUGAAGAAUGUAGCAUGUGUGGUGUCGCACCCCAAAUACAAAAAAAAACCCAAAAAAAAAGUAAAUGCUAUUUUGGAAAUUGUGACAUUUUUUUAAUAAUAAAAAAAUAUUAAAGUGGACCUUUUCAAAUGGCGUCAGCGGGUGCAUUUCUCUCAUCUCGAAGGCUCCGUCUGCCGUUUCGGCCCAGCUGCUUGUGAAGUAGCGUCUGGAGCCGUGCAGGGUUUUGCGCCCACCACAACACUUGAGAUUCGGCGAAUCUGCUCAGGCGACAACGCAAUGAUUUGUAACACGAUAGUUCAGCCCGGUAAGGUUUGAGCAGUAGUUGCGUCUCAACCCAGACAAGAUGAGACCUGAAAGGAAGCACUUCGUUAGAGUCGGACACGU
Syngnathoides biaculeatus (alligator pipefish) is the source of this 2886-nucleotide messenger RNA. RefSeq names its product forkhead box E1 (gene foxe1). Gene Ontology annotation, biological process: cell differentiation; anatomical structure morphogenesis; regulation of transcription by RNA polymerase II. Bases 36 to 1136 code for a protein of 366 amino acids. Gene Ontology annotation, molecular function: DNA-binding transcription factor activity, RNA polymerase II-specific; RNA polymerase II cis-regulatory region sequence-specific DNA binding. The record is from RefSeq and is a predicted model, not a curated record. The transcript has a single exon. NCBI's taxonomy places the organism in Eukaryota, Metazoa, Chordata, Actinopteri, Syngnathiformes, Syngnathidae.